Messenger RNA from Drosophila guanche, 684 nucleotides. RefSeq lists its product as uncharacterized. The transcript has 2 exons. The coding region runs from base 16 to 609 and encodes 197 amino acids. The record is from RefSeq and is a predicted model, not a curated record. NCBI's taxonomy places the organism in Eukaryota, Metazoa, Arthropoda, Insecta, Diptera, Drosophilidae.
GAUAGCGCCUAGGGGAUGUGGAUGAACAUCAACCCACUUGACAGUUCGACCGCAGCGACGAUGCCAAAUGGCCAGAAGGCACGGAAGAAAGGGAACCUGCUGCUGGGCUUGCUCGGGCUGCUCGGCUUUGUGGUCCUCUCCUUGGAUGCAGUGAGCGGGAAGCGCUGCAAGGUGCCGUACGAGAAGGUGCAGGAGAAGUACUGCUACUUCAUAGCCGAUGAGGAGCCUCUGCACACUUCGUUCCACAACUUCUGCUACCAGGAGAAGAAGACCUCGCGCGUCUGCCUAGACAGCGAGGAGGAGAUGCGCAUCCUGGCGCGGCACCUCUACGAGAUCGGCUUCCAGAACGGCACACAGUUCUGGAGCGCCGGCCAUCGUUGGCCCGGCGAUAUGCGCUUCUACUGGAACUACUUCGGCCGCGCUCGGGCUCUUAACUACUCGAACUGGGCACCGGACGAACCCACUCCCCGAAUGGGACGCAACUGUCUGAUUCUCACACUGCGCGCCGGCGAGCUGUUCAUGAGCAGCGAGUCGUGCUACACCCGAGCCGUCGAUAUCUGCGAGCAGACACUCAACAGCGAAAGCGACUCCCGAACUGUAAUUCACUGAAAUGAUUUGUGUUUGGGAAUGCUCUUUUGCUAGGGCAGAAAUUAAAUGAGGCAUAAAAUAUUGCAAAUUAUUAAA